AUGGCACCAGGGUUUUUUAAACGCCUCUAUGUAUCACCGGAAAUCAACCCAAGUACCCACAAAGCGAAAUCUAUUCCAGUAUUGAAUCCUUUCGAUAAAUAUGGACGGGUGUUCUUCUUCUCAUGGCUUGGCUUCAUGGUGGCAUUCCUAUCAUGGUAUGCCUUUCCACCACUGUUGAAUGUGACUAUCAAAAAGGAUUUGAAAAUGACACAAGAAGAUGUUGCCAACUCAAAUAUUGUGGCACUCCUGGCAACUCUACUCGUCCGAUUUGUUGCAGGGCCACUUUGUGAUCGUUAUGGCCCACGAUUGGUCUUCGUAGGACUACUUCUAUGCGGAGCCAUCCCUACUGCUAUGGCCGGUCUCGUCACUGGCCCCAAGGGCCUAAUAGCGCUACGAUUUUUCAUUGGAAUUCUGGGAGGCACUUUCGUCCCAUGCCAGGUCUGGUGCACUGGUUUCUUCGACAAAAGCAUUGUUGGUGCUGCCAAUUCUCUCUCUGGAGGCUGGGGCAAUGCAGGCGGAGGAAUCACAUACUUUGUAAUGCCCGCCAUUUACGACUCCCUCGUCCAAUCCCGCGGCAUCCCUUCUCACAAAGCAUGGCGUAUCGCCUACGUCAUUCCAUUCAUCAUCAUCACCGCUGUCGCCCUAUGCAUGUUAGUCCUCUGCGAAGAUACACCGACAGGAAAGUGGUCUGAGAGAAACCUCUGGGCGAAAGAUUCAAAUGGCACUACCUCGGCCCCCAACGCCAACAUCGUCGACAUCAACUCCUGCACUUCUUCGAGCGGAACGAUGACACCCCACAAUGCCGCCACAAUCGACAUCGAAAAGAAAGGUACCCAAUCACCACAUGUCAUAGACGAUACACCAGCAACGGGCCAGAUCGACAUCUUCCGACAAGAGACAGUCGUCUCCCCGACUCGGCGAGAAGCCCUGAACGUAGCCAUGAGUCUAUCCACUAUGGCCCUGGCAAUUCCCUAUGCCUGCUCGUUCGGCUCAGAGCUAGCAAUCAACUCGAUGGUGGGAUCUUACUACACAGAACAAUUCCCACACAUGAGCCAAACGAAAUCGGGACAGUGGGCUGCCAUGUUCGGCCUGCUCAACGUCGUCUGUCGGCCUGCGGGUGGUCUAUUUGGAGACUUGGUUUACCUAUAUACAGGCACGGCCUGGUCUAAAAAGAUUUUGAUCGCCUUUUUGGGGAUCGGCAUGGGAGCUUUCCAGCUUGCGAUCGGGUUGUCGAACCCGUCCACGGAAGCGACCAUGUUCGGUCUUGUCGCCGGCCUGGCUUUCUUCAUUGAGGCAUCUAAUGGGGCUAACUUUGCUCUUGUCCCUCAUGUGUAUCCUUUUGCUAAUGGUAUUGUUUCUGGAAUUGUUGGUGGUCUCGGUAAUCUUGGGGGUAUCAUCUUUGCUAUUAUCUUCAGAUACAAUGGGUCAAACUACGGGCGAUCCCUAUGGAUCAUCGGUGUGAUAUCUCUGGCAACCAAUUUGGCCGUUUCUUGGAUUCGUCCUAUUCCUAAGAGUCAGACCCUAUCAUGA
Molecule: messenger RNA, 1530 nt
Organism: Penicillium roqueforti
Lineage: Eukaryota; Fungi; Ascomycota; Eurotiomycetes; Eurotiales; Aspergillaceae
Product: MFS transporter
Exons: 5
Coding region: 1-1530 (509 amino acids)
Biological process (GO): nitrate transmembrane transport; nitrite transport
Cellular component (GO): membrane
Molecular function (GO): nitrite transmembrane transporter activity; nitrate transmembrane transporter activity
Source: RefSeq, a predicted model, not a curated record